This is a messenger RNA of Suillus plorans, 2217 nucleotides long. RefSeq names its product OPT oligopeptide transporter protein-domain-containing protein. The transcript has 13 exons. The record is from RefSeq and is a predicted model, not a curated record. Bases 1 to 2217 code for a protein of 738 amino acids. Lineage: Eukaryota; Fungi; Basidiomycota; Agaricomycetes; Boletales; Suillaceae. Gene Ontology annotation, biological process: transmembrane transport. Gene Ontology annotation, molecular function: oligopeptide transmembrane transporter activity.
AUGCUGGAACAAGACAGUCGCGAUGGUUCAAUUAAGAUGGAGUUUGAUUUUGACGCCGUGAAUGAAGAAGACAGUCCAUUCCCUGAAGUUCGUGCAUCUGUCUCGAACAUCGAUGACCCAGAAAUGCCCGCUAUGACGUUGCGGAUGUGGUUAAUCGGUCUGGUUUUUUGUAUGACCGCUAGUGCAAUGAAUCUUUUCUUUAACUUCCGGCAACCUGCCCCGAGUGUCUCUCCUCUUGUUCUUUUGCUCGUAUGCUAUCCCAUUGGAAAAUUCUUCGCCUUUGUCCUCCCCAUCACGACUUAUCGUCUCCCACGGUAUCUCGGCGGUUAUGAGUUUUCACUCAAUCCUGGACCAUGGAAUAUUAAGGAGCAUGUUUUGGUGUACAUCAUGGCAAACGUUGCUAUUAGCGCACCUUACGCUAUCAACGCCAUUGUGGUCACUCAGCUCAACUACGGCAUUCCAGUGGAUUACUGGUUCAGUGUACUCCUGGUUGUUGCCACACAACUUACAGGGUUCGGUCUUGCGGGGAUGUGCAGACGCUUUUUGGUUUCGCCUGCGAGCAUGGUUUGGCCACAGAAUCUGGUGACGUGUACUUUAUUGAACACGCUUCACGCGGAGGACGAUGAAGAACCAGGAUCAAUUACACGAUACAGAUACUUCCUUCUUGUCCUCGGCGGCGCGUUCUUCUUCUUCUUUAUUCCUGGCUACCUCUUCAGUGCUCUCUCGGUCUUUUCUUGGAUGUGUUGGAUACUACCGGAUAACAUUCCAGUUAAUCAACUAUUUGGCGUCGACUCCGGGUUGGGCAUGACCAUAGUGACAUUUGACUGGACACAAAUCUCGUGGAUUGGCAGUCCAUUGAUGUAUCCAUGGUGGGCUGAAGUGCACAUCUUCUUUGGCUUCGUUCUUUUCUUCUGGAUCAUCACACCGAUAUUAUACUAUACCAACACGUGGGAUCUCGCCUACUUCCCCUUGAACGACAGCAGUCCAUAUGAUCGCUACGGUAACGUGUACAAUGUGUCGGCUGUGUUGUCUGCCUCCAACCGCUUCAAUCUUACUGCCUACGAGAACUAUUCUCCGCUUUAUCUUCCCGCGACUUAUGCGAUGACCUACAUGCUUGCAUUCGCCCUAUCGACUUGCGUGCUCGUGCACACGAUCCUUUACCAUGGUCGAAGUUUACUGAACGGGGUGAAGAAGAUUCGCGUAGAGCAGGAUGACAUCCACGCGAAGCUCAUGCGCAACUACCCUGAAGUGCCAGAUUGGUGGUAUCUCGUGUGCUUCUUCGGCUUUUUCCUCCUCAUGGUAGUAGUCGUUGAGGUGUGGCAUACGACAGUACCUGUGUGGGCCUUGCUAUUGUCCGUGGCAUUACCAACUCUAUAUGUCUUGCCGUCCGGCUUCAUUUUCGCAAUGACUGGGCAAGGGAUCACGCUGAAUCUGCUUGCGCAGAUCAUUCCAGGGACUUUAAUGGCAGGCGACCCUGUUGCGAACAUGAUCUUCAAGGCAUACUCCGUUCAGACAUUGACGGAAUCUACGUCAUUCGUACAGGAUCUCAAGCUUGGUCAUUACAUAAAGGUUCCUCCACGAGCCACGGCGUUCCCUGCAGUGCAAUUCGUGGGCACGUUGUUGGCAUCAUUCAUCCAGAUCGGUGUCAAGCAGUGGAUGUUCAACAACAUUCCGGACAUCUGCACCCCAAAUCAACCCAGUUUCUUGACGUGUCCGCAUAAUGAAGUGUACUACACUGCAUCAGCAGUCUGGGGAAUUAUCGGACCCACGCGGCAGUUCGGAAAAGGGACUCUCUACUAUCCGGAGUUGUAUGCCAUCAUUGUCGGUGCUUUCCUACCCGUUCCUUUCUGGCUGUGGCAACGGCAGUACCCGAACUCAUGGGUCAGAUUUGUGAGCACGCCUGUGGUGCUCAACGGUGUCUCGUAUAUACCGCCUGCGGCUGGCAUCAACUAUUCUGCCUGGUUCGCAGUCGGGUUUGUAUUUCAAUAUCUAAUAAGAAAACGCAACUUUGCAUGGUGGAGUAAAUUCAACUAUGUGACUAGUGCAGCUUUGGACAGCGGCACUGUUUUGUCAUUGGUUGUAAUAUUUUUUACCUUACAAUUCCCAAAAGGUGGCCUCAAUCUCAACUGGUGGGGAAACACCGUCUACAAAGAAACCGCGGAUUGGACCCGUCUAGCACUGAAAGCUGUCCCAUCCAAUGGCAUCCCUCUAGAAUAA